Molecule: messenger RNA, 282 nt
Organism: Capsaspora owczarzaki ATCC 30864
Lineage: Eukaryota; Filasterea; Ministeriida; Capsasporidae
Exons: 2
Coding region: 1-282 (93 amino acids)
Biological process (GO): proteasome assembly
Source: RefSeq, a predicted model, not a curated record
AUGAUUUCAGAUAUUGGCAAGAUCGGCACACUGAUCGAGGCUGCAAGAGACAUGAAGGAAGACGUUAAUGCAGCACCCACCUUUUCCAUUCGCACGCUGCUCGGGCGAAGGGACGACCCAGUGCUGCAAGUCUACGCUCGGCGCUUGAUCGAGAGCAUUGCGCUGGCCCCGGUGAACACGGGCAGCUCUCGCUCGCUGCUGCUGGGCAUUGCACUGCAGUCCAACAGCCCAGCUACAUUGCGGGCGGUCGUGCAGCAGAUCGAGCAGCAAAAGCUAUGGUAG